GUUGAAUCUAAGACUGGAUUUCCAACGUUUAUCUUGUAUCAUUUCAUGCCUCUCCUAGAAUCAUUCCAUAGUUUUAUAAUCAGUUGAAUAAAUUUAGGAGUAAUUGGCUGCAGUGCCUUCUUUACGAUCAAGAAAAAACUAUUAUGGAGGAACCAAGAAGUCCUUGCUCUGGGUCGUGGGUGUCAAUGGCUAUGCGUGUGAGGCACCAGUGGCCGCACCGCAACAUCCUCUACAACGACCUCAAGCAGAUCCUCACUUCCAAACAACCAAUACAGGAAGACAAUCAGGUGAAGCUUGAGAGCUUAAAGGAGCUGAGCGUGCGGGCGGUGUUGGCACGAGACAACCUCGCCUGGCACCUCGCCUGCUCCUGCCCCACGGGCAUGUUCGACUUCGUCAUGGAGGCUCUCGUCAAGGAGCUCGCCAACAGAUACCGAGCUAACAGCGGACAGCGGUUGCAGUACAACCUGACCCGUGCCAUCGUACGGCUGUCGCUGCACUGCAUCCACUCCACGCUGCCACUCAUCCAAUUCCUCAGGAACAUCGACAACCUCUUCGACACCAGCUGGUUUAGACUAUACGACAGGCAGCUGCCCUGUCUGCCACACCUGGACCUAAUGUCUGUGUUGUGUGCAGACUAUACGACAGGCAGCUGCCCUACUAUACGACAGGCAGCUGCCCUGUCUGCCACACCUGGACCUAAUGCCUGUGUUGUGUGCAGACUAUACGACAGACAGCUGCCCUGUCUGCCACACCUGGACCUGUCUGGCAUCCCCCGUCUGCGGGACAGCACCUGGUCGCUGAAGACCAUCUACGACGCCGGCAACAGGGAGCUCAACCCCCUCCUGCAGCAAUCCCAAGGCCUGCAGCUGACGAUGGACCUGGAGAUUGAGGGGUCAGCAGACGAGCGUCAGCUGCGGCUGCUGCGCAAGCUGGCCAUGGACAGGAGAAGAGACGUCAGCUCCUCGUCAGCCCCAGGCUUCCUGGUGGGGCUCAAGCACGUCUACAUCACGUCCCUGCCUCCCUCCUGCUGGGGCACGCUCGUACAGGAUCUGUGCGCGUUCCCCGAGCUGUGUCACGUGACGCUGAACAUGUGCUCCCUGACGGGGGAGUUCUGGGGGGAGCUGCUCCCCCUCGCCCCCUCCCUCACGGGGCUGGCCCUCCCCAACCACCCCGACCUCAGUGACCUCACGCCCCUCACCGCCUUCACCGCCCUCCACACCCUCGACCUCUCCAAUGUUGACCUCAGAGGCCUGAUGGGGGUGGUGGGGGAGCUGGUGACCCCCCUCUCGUACCUGGGGGUGAGCGGGUGCCGCCUGACGGAGGCCGAGGUGCUGCUGCUGGCGGGCUGCCACCACCGCCGCGCCCUCCGCCAGCUCGACGUGUCCGACAACAGCGCCAGGGGCCGGCCCGGUCUACACACCGCCUACCAGGCCCUCUUCUCGGGCCUCACGCAGCUGGUGCGCCUCGACAUGAUACCAGGUGGUGCACGCACCACUAGCGCCACGUGCACCACCUGGCAACCAUGCGUGGUGCGCGUAACACGCUAA
Molecule: messenger RNA, 1547 nt
Organism: Hyalella azteca
Lineage: Eukaryota; Metazoa; Arthropoda; Malacostraca; Amphipoda; Hyalellidae
Exons: 10
Coding region: 144-1547 (467 amino acids)
Source: RefSeq, a predicted model, not a curated record